UCAAGGGCAGCAAUGCAACGAUUAGGGGCUGACUCUGAUACAUUGACAUCCUAUCAAUCUCUAAAGGCUGAUGACCUUGCAGUGAGCAAAGAAGUCACUGAGGAAAAUAGGCAUGGCCAGGGUUCUGAUAAGCUGGCUUGGUUUUGGAGAAUCAACAGUGUGACUAAUAGUCAGAAGAGCGAGUGGAUGUAUGAGUUUUAUUGGGUGAAUUGGUUGAAAGCAAAAGCACAGUAUGAUUGUUGGAGUGAAGAGCUGAAGUUGGUGCAGCAUAAAAUGUAUUGGACAGUAUGCUAGUUUCAGAACCAGCAAUGUGGAGAAGGAGGUCAGGAGAGAGUAUCAAGAAUGGACAUAAGGCAUAUGCUGAAAAGCAGGCUGUCAUGU
Suillus subaureus is the source of this 381-nucleotide messenger RNA. RefSeq lists its product as uncharacterized. Lineage: Eukaryota; Fungi; Basidiomycota; Agaricomycetes; Boletales; Suillaceae. The record is from RefSeq and is a predicted model, not a curated record. The coding region runs from base 13 to 294 and encodes 93 amino acids. The transcript has 2 exons.